Messenger RNA from Lotus japonicus, 2280 nucleotides. RefSeq names its product protein ASPARTIC PROTEASE IN GUARD CELL 1. The transcript has a single exon. NCBI's taxonomy places the organism in Eukaryota, Viridiplantae, Streptophyta, Magnoliopsida, Fabales, Fabaceae. Gene Ontology annotation, biological process: proteolysis. The coding region runs from base 375 to 2036 and encodes 553 amino acids. Gene Ontology annotation, molecular function: aspartic-type endopeptidase activity. The record is from RefSeq and is a predicted model, not a curated record.
AAACCUGUGUGAUAUGGGUUUGAAGGAAACUGAGAGGAAAAUACACUGCAAGAGUAUAAGAUUGGAAGACUAGUCAUUUAUAUAUAUUCCCAUUAAAAGUUUGAUUCUUUGGGGAAAUACACUGCAAGAGUAUAAGAUAUGGCUUUAGCAUUUUGGCUUCCUUCAAUAUAAUCCCUCUAGGCCUCUACCUUCAUUUUUCUCAUUCAAAGUUUGAUUCUUUGGGGAAUUUUGCAAUUUCUGAUUGGUUUUGAGAUUGAAUUUUGACAACCCUUCCUGUUUUUUUUUUUUUCAAAGCUCAGAAUUGUUGCAAGUUUCAUUCUUUCUGGAUUUUGCAUCUACCUUUCUUUUUCAGCAAAGAAGACCUCAUCAUACCAAUGGUUUUGAAGAUUUUUCCCAUUCUGCUUCUCCUUCUUUUGAACUCCUGCACUGUGGAACCCAUUUCAGAGAAUCACAAUCACAAUUGUCUCAGUAAGAAUGGCUCUUCUCUUGCUGCAAUCAAGUUACCUGAGCCAUCAAGCUUCAAUUCUGUUUCUUCUUCAGAAGAAACUGGGUGUAGCUUCUCAAAGUCAGAGAAACUGGGGCAUUCUGGAGUUGAUGAUGAUGAUGAUGAUGUUGAGGGAGAACCUUUUCUUGCAACAAAACAACACAAGCAAUCUAUGAAACUCCACCUGAGACAUCAGCCAAUGAGCAAAGAAGCUGAGGCUAAAAAUUCUGUAGCUGAAUUUGCAGUGAGAGACUUGAUCAGAAUUCAAACCCUUCACAGAAGGGUCAUAGAAAAGAAGAACCAAAACACCAUUUCCAGGCUUCAGAAAGCAAAAGAACAAUCAAAGAAGUCCUAUAAGCCAGAGGUUUCUCCUGCAGAAUAUUUUGCAGGAAACAGUUCCAAUCAUCUUGUGGCAACCUUGGCUUCAGGAGUGAGUCUUGGCUCUGGAGAGUACUUCAUGGAUGUGUUUAUUGGAACACCACCUAAACAUUUUUCUCUGAUACUUGACACUGGCAGUGACCUUAACUGGAUUCAAUGUCUUCCUUGCUAUGCUUGUUUUGAGCAAAAUGGACCAUACUAUGAUCCCAAAGAUUCCACCUCUUUCAAGAACAUAACUUGUCAUGAUCCUCAGUGCCAAUUGGUGUCAUCCCCAGACCCUCCUUACCCUUGCAAGGCUGAGAAUCAGAGCUGUCCAUAUUUCUAUUGGUAUGGUGAUAGUUCCAACACAACUGGGGAUUUUGCACUGGAAACUUUCACAGUCAAUCUUACUGGGAAUAAGCCUGAGAUGAAGCUUGUUGAGAAUGUGAUGUUUGGUUGCGGUCACUGGAAUAGAGGUCUAUUUCAUGGUGCUGCAGGGUUACUAGGCUUAGGGAGAGGACCAUUAUCAUUUAGUUCUCAGCUGAAAUCACUAUAUGGCCAUUCCUUUUCCUAUUGCCUUGUGGAUAGGAACAGCAAUUCAAGCAGCAAGUUGAUAUUUGGUGAGGACAAUGAGCUUCUCAGCCACCCAAAUUUGAAUUUCACUUCUUUUGUUGGUGGGAAAGAGAAAGAGAAUCAAGUUGACACAUUUUACUAUGUUCAGAUAAAAUCUGUUAUGGUUGGUGGUGAAGUGCUAGAGAUACCAGAAGAGACUUGGGAUUUGUCAGAAGAUGGCGGCGGCGGUGGUGGUACAAUAAUUGAUUCUGGCACCACUCUGACAUAUUUUGCUGAACCUGCUUAUGGGAUUAUUAAGGAGGCAUUCAUGAGGAAAAUUAAGGGCUAUUCAAUUGUUGAAGGCUUUCCUCCUCUAAGUCCAUGCUAUAAUGUGAGUGGAGUUGAACAAAUGGAGCUUCCUGAGUUUGGGAUAUUGUUUGCUGAUGGAGCAGUUUGGGACUUUCCUGUGGAGAACUAUUUUAUCCAGAUUGAACCAGAAGAAAUUGUUUGUUUGGCUAUUUUGGGGACUCCUAGGUCUGCUCUUUCAAUAAUUGGAAACUACCAACAGCAGAACUUUCACAUCUUGUAUGAUAUGAACAAGUCUAGACUUGGCUAUGCUCCAAUGAAGUGUGCUGAUGUUUAAUGGAGAAUAGGAGAAUAACUUUGAAAUGGCAAUUCUGAAUUUUUUUUCUUGGGUUUCCCAUAGAUGGAAAGUGAUAUAUACAGAAGAAAGAAGAGAAAUCAAGUUUUCAGUUUGUUCAGGUGACAUAGAACUAGGCUUUAGGUCAUUAUAGGAACAUGGUCAUUAUGAACACAAACAUUUCAUUGUUUUGUACACAUUUAAGUGCUUCAAUUUUGAGUUCAUUGUCUCCUUCAAUCUGAUAUUA